This is a messenger RNA of Rhododendron vialii, 1750 nucleotides long. RefSeq lists its product as uncharacterized. NCBI's taxonomy places the organism in Eukaryota, Viridiplantae, Streptophyta, Magnoliopsida, Ericales, Ericaceae. Gene Ontology annotation, cellular component: cytoplasm. The record is from RefSeq and is a predicted model, not a curated record. The transcript has 10 exons. Bases 298 to 1569 code for a protein of 423 amino acids.
CACCGUUAGUUUUCUACAUCCACGCCCCGCCGUUUCUGCUGUCUCGCCGCCGCCCCCUUAUUGCAGUUCUCUCUCCCUCUCUCUCUCUCUCUCGCUCUCUCGUCCCAAAACCCUAAACCCUGCCCGUCAUCCCCUAAUUCACAAACGAAGAAGUACAAGAUUGUCGUUUGAUCGAUUGAAUCAUUCGUUUCUUCUGCGAGUGUAUACAGAACAGUAUAUACGUACCCAUAUACAGUCUCGCAUAUACCUUUUGCCAGUAGAAUUUGGCUCUCCUAGUUCCACAGAUUUUAUUCCAGAAUGUCCAAAGAAUCGGGUAAUGGUACAACUGGAGAAUCUUUAGAGAAGCUCAGGGCUCUUCAAAUUACUUCCCUGGAAGAGGAGGAAGACGACGAAGAUCAAGUUAACGGUGAAGGCAGUGGUAAUUUUUUUGACGAAGAUGAUGAUGAAGAAGAAGAGCAAGUAGCUGUAACCCUAGGUUUUGUCGAAAAGCCGAAGAAACGGUGGUCGCUUCUUCGCCAGUUGUUUCCAAGCAAGGCUGGGGGCUCACCUGCUUGGUUGGAUCCGAUUGAUUUGCCCUCGGGAAGAUCUUGUCUCUGUGACAUUUGCGGCGAGCCUUUGCAGUUCCUGCUUCAGGUGUAUGCACCACUCUCGGAGAAGGACUCUACAUUUCAUCGCUCAUUAUAUAUCUUCAUGUGUCAAUCGAUGGGUUGUCUUCUGCGAGACCAACAUGAGCAAUGGAAACGCCAACAAGGGAAGGCAUCUCGAAGUGUGAAGGUUUUCCGUUGCCAACUAGCCCGCUCGAAUCCUUAUUACUCAAGUGAACCCCCAAGACGUGAUGGAACUGACAAACCUUCCGGAAUUGGAGCUGCACUCUGCAGUUGGUGUGGUACCUGGAAAGGAGAUAAAGUUUGUAGCGGAUGUAGAGAAGCACGUUAUUGCUCAGACAAACACCAGGCUAUGCACUGGAAGUCAGGUCAUAAAAUUGAAUGUCUACACUCGAGAAUUUCUCCUCAGUCAUCUAACAGUUGCCCCACUACCAGUUCAGCAGAUAUACAAAAAGCUGCAAGCAACAGCACGUGGCCUGAAUAUGAGAUCUUAAAUGAGGAUGAACCCGAGCUUGACACAGAAAUGUCCGAAGAUAGUGGACAUGCUAAUGCAUUGGUUCCAGAGAGCCAUGCGGAUGAAACAGUCAAGUCAUUGCUGGACAAAUUUGAGGGUGAUCCGGACAGAAAGAGCUUGGCCUCCUUCCAGGAGCGCAUGGCCAGGGCCCCUGAGCAAGUUCUAAGGUAUUGUAGGUUUGAAAGGGCUAAACCCUUAUGGCCCAUGUCUAGUGGCCGACCAUCCGAGACUGAUAUUCCGAAAUGCACUCAUUGUGGUGGCAGUCGCAAUUUUGAAUUUCAGAUUCUGCCUCAGUUGCUUUAUUACUUUGGCGUGAAAAAUGAGGUGGAUUCGCUUGAUUGGGCAACUAUUGUUGUGUACUCAUGUGAAGCCUCUUGUGAGGGAAGCAGAGCUUACAAAGAGGAGUUUGUUUGGGUUCAGCUUGCUUCUCAAUCUUCUACAGUACCAUGAUGAUACAUCGCGUUUUUGACAAGUUUCACAUACUACUCCGUUUUUUUACCCGCUUGGCCUUGGGAAUAUAGGAAAACACUAUUCGUUUUUCCUGCAUGUCAUAUUGAUUCUAGUUUUCUGAGAAUAUGGAAGUCUUCACAAAUGAAGCAAGUUCUUUUGCAUUUCUGCUAUCCGGACAAUA